Scleropages formosus (Asian bonytongue) is the source of this 1892-nucleotide messenger RNA. RefSeq lists its product as uncharacterized. The transcript is spliced from 4 exons. The coding region runs from base 240 to 1133 and encodes 297 amino acids. Lineage: Eukaryota; Metazoa; Chordata; Actinopteri; Osteoglossiformes; Osteoglossidae. Gene Ontology annotation, molecular function: RNA binding. Gene Ontology annotation, cellular component: nucleoplasm; cytoplasmic stress granule. The record is from RefSeq and is a predicted model, not a curated record.
GCCCGGUUGACAGGCGGGAAAAUUAUCGUAGCGACACCCGCUGCUUUUGACUGACAGGCGUGCAGGUCCCGCCUCCCAUAGACUGACUUCCCCACUCCGAACGUCGACAUCCGGUUUGAGUAAUCGCGCAACCGCCCGGGUAACUGCACUGCUUCCGUGUGGCCUUCCACGAGUCCUUACCGCACCGUCACGGUUCAUCUCUUGUAAUUCGACAUCCGCAGGGGUACAUCGGUUAGAAGAUGCACAUUAAAACAGGUAAUUGGGAGGCCAGUAGCACUGUUUGUGAAACGGAUCCCCUGUGUGAUACGGCUGGCCUGGUGUCAACCCCUAACCCUGAAUCACAGAUCAGAAACCGAAGGCUCUCCCCUGGGUCCGGCAACUGUGGGGGAGGUGGAGGUGGCGGAGGACGAGUUGGCCGGGACACUUGUCACAGUCCUGCUUCUGAGAACCACACACACAGACACCCUUACACUCACACAUUUACUUCAGACCGGGAUAGAGAUCGCAGAGGCCCGGCCCAGGGCAGAAACUUUCGCAAAGAGACAUCCAGGGUUGGCCGGGCGGCCGAUAAGGCUCAGAGAGAGAAGGAGAGAUGGGUGGAGGACAGUUUGUCACUAUUGAAGCCGCCACCUGCAUUCCCAGUACAGGACAGUCCCGCCAAGCUGCAGCCAGCUGUCAGCUAUGCCUCCAAGGUGAAACGGGGUGGAGUGGGGGUUGUAAUGGAAGAUCCUCCUGGUAUCGGGGUAUUGCUGCAGAACCAGUGGGGUCUCAGUUUCAUCAGCGACACCCCACAGAACCUGGAAAACUCCGAGUCCCAAUCUCCAAAACAAAAUGGCCCUUCCCUAGGGAUGCGUCUGGUUCCAUCUUUUGGGAGCUCCCCGGUUGACCCUGCUGAAAGCCUGCCCCCUAUCUCAGGGAAGGAUUCUGAUAGAUCAGCCCCCACCUUGCCUAUACCCUCAGUCACCCGCUGUCGGUUGGAGGGCGAGAGCCAGAACAACCUGUUGCUUGUCUGCCCUCAUCUGGUGGAGGCAGUGCAGUACCAUGUUCAAGAAUGGGAUACUGUCAGCAGAAGACUUCAAGAUGAUCCUGGAAAGGUCAUCUGGUACAGGGAUCCUUUGGACCACCCAGCCUAGCAAAUCUACACACUGGUUAUCCUGUGGACACACAAGACAGACACACACACACAAAACAAAUAAAUAUGCACAUUCUUACUGAUAAAUGUUUACUUGAUGGCAUGCAUCGACUCUGCAGUCCUUCAUAGUAUGAACACACACCGAAUCCCCGGACUAAUAACUUAAGAACACAUUGAAGAUGACUGGACUUCUUUGAUGCCUUACAACAGAGCCUGCCUCAUCAGAUUGGGCAUGGAGUUAUUCUCAUUGCUCAAAUUUUUUUUUUUUUUUUUUUUUUUUUUUUUUUUUUCUUUUUUGUCUUGGCAAGCUAAUUUUAAGAAUUCUUCUAGCACUGUAAUUUUUAUUGUAAAAUCUUGUAGUUUUAUCAUAAAGACAGAUUUGUCUUCUGUUUCUGAGGUCAGUCAAGCACCUUCUUCUCAAUAGUGACCAACCUUUGUAUUCCACCUUACUUUUGACUGAUUCUUAGAGGAUAACUUUUAAUGUAUAUGUGUAUAUACAUAUAUAUUUUUAACACUGAAAGCAGUCAGACAUUUCUGAUUUUAAGCAGGACAGUGAUUGUUACAGUCUGGAUUUCUCUUCCAGUUAACUUAUUUUUUUUUUUGUGGAUUUUUCUGUGUCUAGGCGGGUCUCUGUGUGUCUUGAGUUCUUAAAGGGGUUACAAUCAAGAGUGUGGUCCACAGUUUGAAACUACUGUACACUGGAAGAGUUUCUAGGUGAAAAUUUAACAGUAUUUCAUAAUAAAAAAAUUUUAAAAAUUUA